AUGGCACGACAGGUUCUAGUAGUAACUACGGUCCAGAUGAGAAAACCAAAAAAUUCUUUAGUUUGUUGAAGGAAGCUGAAAGAGAGUUGUAUCCAGGGUGUUCAAAGUUUUCAACCUUUUGAACAAUUGGUCAUUGCUGGUAUAGAGUUAUCAGACGAGAUUAAAACUUUGGCUAUGGGACCUAGUGAUAAGGCCAAUAGAUAUAGCGGGUACCUAAUUAAUGGCGUCAAGUAUCAUACACAGAGUCGCGAGCUUAGAAGAAAAACUCAAAAUAGUGGGAUUAUGGUGAAAGCAAAUACAUGUAGCUAUGCAAGUGCUAAGGACAUGAAUCCUGUGGAGGGUGAGGUGACGUACUACGGAUACGUGAUGGAUAUUGUUGAAUUGUACUAUUCAUAUGAUCGUAGGUAUGUGUUAUUCAAGUGCAAUUGGAUUGAUAAUAACAAGGGACUCAAGCAUGAUGAUUUUGGCUUCACACUUGUUAAUUUCAAGCAUCUAUUAUAUACGAAGAAUCAAGAGCAGGAUGAACCAUUUGUCUUAGCAUCUCAGGCACAACAAAUCUUCUAUAUUCAAGAUCUCGUCGAUGAUGACUGGAAUGUGGUAGUCAAGAUGAAACCUAGGGACUUGUACGAGGUGUGUGGCGAACAACCUGUUGGUGAAGCAACUAUGGAGGGGUUUGUCCACGAAGAUAUACAUGCAAGGCUAUUCUUUUCUGAGGGAGACGUGAACUGGGUUAGGCAAGGGUUGAAUGGAGUAAUUGUUGAUGAAGCAACUAUGGAUGCUGAAUUAGAUGCUGAUAUGGAGUCCUAGUUCUGGAUGGAAGUUGCAUAUUUAUGUUUAUUUAUUUAUAUUAUAGUUAUCAUCUAGUGAAAAAUGAUCAUGAGUAUGAUAGGAACAAAGCCUUGUUACCAUAUUUA
Molecule: messenger RNA, 914 nt
Organism: Rhododendron vialii
Lineage: Eukaryota; Viridiplantae; Streptophyta; Magnoliopsida; Ericales; Ericaceae
Exons: 2
Coding region: 175-807 (210 amino acids)
Source: RefSeq, a predicted model, not a curated record